This is a messenger RNA of Symbiodinium sp. CCMP2456, 492 nucleotides long. The record is from the annotation of a GenBank genome assembly. NCBI's taxonomy places the organism in Eukaryota, Dinophyceae, Suessiales, Symbiodiniaceae.
GACGCGCCCUACUACGGCCACGCGGUGACGGCGUUGCCGUUCGCCGGCGGCAAGUACUACCACUGGAGCCCCCGGGGCUUGGCGACGGCGCUCGACCUGCCCGCCGGGACGCUCACGCAGCGGUCGCUUGUGUGGGCCGUCCGGAUGCACCCCGAGGCGCCGCAGAGCACCGGCGGGCGCUUUCAUAACGCGCUAGCGUCGGGCGCCAACGAGCAGGCCGCCUACCAGGCCCGGGUACGCCAGCAGGGCCACCAGAACUUCGGCCGCCGCUUCCAACGCCUCAGCGGCGCCGCCGGCAGCAGCGUCACCGAGGUUUGCGCCGAGAGCUGGCCCGGCCAGACGUUGAUGGAUUCGGUCGUCGAUUGCGUCGACGCCUGGCGCCACUCGUCGGGCCACUGGCGCGGCGUCAGCCGCCCCCACCGCGCCUACGCGUACGACAUCCAACGCGGCGGCAACGGCAUCUGGUACGCCACCGGCCUCUUCGCCGAUUGA